AACGCGUAAACCAAGCGCGAGUUCUGGUCAACGAACAAUGGGAACGGCAAGCAAGCAGUGGGUGCAGGCGACAAGCGGGUCGGGUGCGGAGAUUCAAGCAGGCUCAUGGGUACGGAUCAACUGCAUGUAUUUGCAGCAAGUUGGUGUGGCUUUAUCAAAUCCCGUCUGCACGGCGCGCAAGCAGGCGAGCGAUGUGGGUUUACAGCAGGUGGUGGUAAGACAACGGGGUUGUAGGCGGGACAUGGUGGCACUGGGUGCAGGCAUGGCGGGUUGGCGCGGUGAUGUCCUGAUGGUAGGAGCACGCUGGUGAUGUGGGGUUCGUGGCGGCGAUUCCAAGUUUAGCAGAGGACGAUGACAUGACGCAGCAAACUGAUUCAAUUUUUUUUUUUUUUUAAACAUAUAACAAAACCCUAACUACUACUAGACAGACAAACCAACAAAACAUACCAUGACGAACUGAUACGCAGUGGACAAACAGAUGAACAAAUUGAUAUCCAUCCAAAACAGAUUAAAUUCCGAGGAAUCAAACCCGCUCUGAUACCAAGUUGAAUAUCAGAGUGCACAUACCACAAUGAACAAACAAACGGAUUACAAAACUAGAAAUAUUAUUGAUAUCAAACAUAGAAUGCCGAGACGGCUACAAAAACCCUAGAGACUACAUUGUGACUAACUUGUUAAUCAUACAAGCUACAAAACACCAUAUAUAUAGAGAACUAACAUAACCCUAAUAAGCAAGAAAACGAAACCCUAAUACUAACGGGCUAAGCCCAGAAAACCAAACAUUAAAGUAAACCUAAUAUUUUCCAACAAUAUUAUUAUAAUGCUGAUGUUGUAAACAAGUUCAAUCUAUUGGCAUGCUUAUAUUUUUUCGAGAAAAACUUAGUUUUUUAAUUAAAGUCUCAACCUUGUGCUGAUAAAAGAGCUUUUAGCAAAAACACUUAAGAGCAGAAACAUCCCGGAAAUCUCUACGAGCAUAUUUUGUAGUAGUUGUUGAUUUUGUUUUCUUGGUAGGUUUUGAAUAAAUCACGAAUUAUUCCAAUUUCAGCUUUCUUUGUUGCAAUUGGAAUAAGGUUGAAUUAAAGCAUGUCAAUUAAGUAAUUAUCUCCUUGAAGAAAUCAACAUCCAAUUUUUAUUUAACCAAACUUAAAAAUGUCAGAGUCUUAAUUUAAUUAGGAAUGUGAUUGUGUAAAUCCUUAUGGAAUUGUAUAAUAUCUUUUACGUAGUGUCCUAUUUUAGAUGGAUUACUUGAAAGACAAGGAUUUUCCCUAACUCCUAUGAAUUACUUGAAAGACAAAAAUUUUCCCUUUUUACUACUAUAAAUAGCACAAUAGGGUGAAAUAAUAUACACAUCAAAAUUUCACCGAUUAUCUCUCUCUUUCUUGCCGCCCCCUCUCUCUCCCUCUGUAAUUAACAGGCGUACAACAAAAUACAAGUUGGCAGCUAAAAACACAGACCGUACCAAAACCUAUGGCUAAUUCCUCUGCGAUUAUCUUUUCGUUGAUUUUCGUGGCCGCUCUGGUCAUCUCCGUUGAUGCAGGCGGCGAUCAUGGGGUGAGCUGGGUUCCAGUGAGACCUCGCUGCGAGGGUUCUGUAGCAGAGUGCAUGGAUGAUCGUGAUGAUGAGUUUGGCAUGGACUCGGAGAUUAGCAGACGCAUCUUGGCCACCUCACGAAACAUAAGCUAUGAAGCGCUGCAGAGAAACACUGUUCCUUGCUCUCAGAGAGGUGCUUCCUCCAACAACUGCAAGCCGGGUGCUCAGAAUCAGAGCAACCCCUACAACCACGGAUGCAGUGCCAAUGCUCGUUGCCGGAGUUGAUCAACGCGGCGUAGCAUGUUUUUCAAUAUUUAGUCACUUUCAUUUAAUAGAACAUGUUGUUAAUUGUAAUGAAACUUUAUAUUAUGCUUUAUCUUCUGUUUCAAUCCCAACUUCAAUACGAAAACAAACAAAAAAAUCCCAACUUCAACACCUUCACAAAAAA
Molecule: messenger RNA, 1978 nt
Organism: Malus domestica (apple)
Lineage: Eukaryota; Viridiplantae; Streptophyta; Magnoliopsida; Rosales; Rosaceae
Source: RefSeq, a predicted model, not a curated record